UAGGAGCAUUGCAUAUUGAACAAUAGGGUGAAUAUAUAUGUAUUGCUUACCUUGGGUUCUGACUCACGUUUGAAUUUCCGCUGUAAUGACUACGUUUGCAACGCGUUUGUGUGGUUAUUCUGUAGUUGGUGAUACUUACAAGACCGCACUAGAUGUUUACAACUGGGUCAAGAAAAAAGAGUCUGUAGGCCCAAUUAUACAAACAGCUGAAGAUAAAGCUAUUUCUGUGAUCAAACCAAUUGUUGAAAGCGGAAUUGUCCAAAAGAUCGAUGAUAUGGCUUGUCAACAUGUUCUGGAUCGUGCUGAAGCAGCGUGCGCACAGAUUAAGAACACUUCAAAUGAAUGUAUAAUUCUACCCACUGCAAGCCGUGCCCUGAAUAUUGCUGAGGCUUGUGCUAAUCUGUAUCUUCCGAAAGAUGAUGAUCCAAAGUUCUCUAUAGGAGGUGAUGCUACACCAACAGAACGACUCGUGCGUCUACAACAUAGAGCAUCAAUACAUGCUGUUACAUUAAUUCAUUCAACAGUUGAUCGUGCUAAUUCACUUCUGUCUACGCUUGCGACUUACGGAAGUAACCUAAAUCAAACAGUUUCAAAGGCUACCAUUAGAAAUACUCUUUCACAAGCUAUUGCUUUGUAUGAAUUAGCUUACUCUACUGCUAAGGCUGUAAGCCUUCCUAUAGUUGCACGUUGUAUUACUGUUAUUCUCGAGAAUGUUCGGAAACUUGAGGAUCAAAUUAAAGAGUCAAAAGGAAUAAACUGGAUGGAUUUGAAAAGACUAGUGACGCUCCUUGAACACAUGAAAGAACGUUUAGAUGUACAAGAACCAGUUACAGAAAUCGAACUUGAACCGAUCACUGAGAAGCCAACAUUUUCUCUCAGAAUGUUCAAUGUAUACUUCAUAGUCGUAAUUUUCGUUGUCACAUGGAGUGAAUCGUCGUAUUGAAUGAGAACACAGGUGAGGAACAAUUGAAUGAAUCGUGUACACCAAAUUACAACACAUCUUAAUAAAAUCUGAGAUCCAUACAGUAAAUAUUUAAUUUCCAAAAUAUCGAUCAAUCGCCUCAAACUUAACCGUUCCUUUUAAAAAAUAUCAGUCAAUUGUCUCAAACUUCAUUGUUCCUGCAUUUUCAUACCAAUUACUUUGUGUUCUCGACCAUCUGCUGACAGACAUUCUAAUUCUGACUAUCGUAAUAUACUAUUUAUGUCGAUAUAAGUAGCACACAACACACUUUCAAG
Molecule: messenger RNA, 1236 nt
Organism: Schistosoma curassoni
Lineage: Eukaryota; Metazoa; Platyhelminthes; Trematoda; Strigeidida; Schistosomatidae
Source: the annotation of a GenBank genome assembly